This is a messenger RNA of Dromaius novaehollandiae (emu), 1512 nucleotides long. RefSeq lists its product as uncharacterized. The coding region runs from base 1 to 1512 and encodes 503 amino acids. NCBI's taxonomy places the organism in Eukaryota, Metazoa, Chordata, Aves, Casuariiformes, Dromaiidae. Gene Ontology annotation, molecular function: protein binding. The transcript has 11 exons. The record is from RefSeq and is a predicted model, not a curated record.
AUGGCCCUGCGAGGGCUGGCUCUGGCCUUUCUCCUGGUCCUUGCACCUCUGCUGCCUGCACAGGGACAGAAGGAUCCUGGUCGAAAAACUCAGGGAGCAGCUAAGGAAGUAGAAACAUGCCAAAGACCCUGGUGGGAUCGAAGACUCCAGCUGGCACCAAACCAGGCAACCUACAAAAAGAAUGAAGAAGUCAUGCUGAGCUGCCCUGAGGGUCUCCAUCCAUCCUUCUCCCAAGUCAAAUGUUCAGAGACUGUCCAGUCCAUGAGUUAUCCUGAAUCCAUUAACCGAGAUGUGUGGUGGGGGAGAACUGGCACUGGUGGCUGGAUCCGCAUUCACGGGCCCGUGGUGUGCAUCGAACUUCUCCAGGUUGUCCCUGGGACUCUGGAGGUUUCUGCCACCAGCAUCAAACUGAACUGGACCUGCAGGUUCCCUGACACCUGCCAGCACAUGCGGGCCAUGUGCCGUUUGGCCUGGCCUUCCUCCCCUCCCUGUGAGGCCAAGGAGGUCACGGGAGAGGAGAUGCUACAGGGCCAGAAGGGAACAUUUACCUGCCCCCCUCUGCAGCCCUUCACUGUCUACAGUGUCAUCAUCUCCUUGCCCCCCAGCACGGUCCUGUACACACGGCUGGUCAAGACAGAGGAAACAGUGCCGGACAAACUGGGGAAAUUGUCUCUGGAUCCCAGCACGGGGUUCCUCAUGUGGAACGCUCUGCCCUCCUGCAAAGGGGAGGUCCUUGGAUACCAGCUGAACAUCACCGCCAGGAGAGCACAUGAUGGCAGUUUCCUUGAAUUCAAGCAGCUGAUAGUGAAUGCGUCUGUCACUCAAUACAUGCCACCUCGUCAGAGACCUGGCAGCAAAUACGUGGUGACAAUCCAGGGCCUGACAGCAGCUGGUGCUGGAGAUGCAUCAACCCUGGAAUUCCUAACGUACAUCUCAGGGAUCCUGUGGUUUGUGCUGUCCAGGAAAAAGAAAGCCUUGCCGAACAAAGCUGAGGAGGAGCAUUACACAGAGCUCCAGUCCUAUGAAAACUUGGACUCUUACUGUGUGAUCAAGGGCCAUCCUCUGGCAGAUGAUGUUGCAGUAACUGCAAUCUCUACAGUGGAUAUGGCUCAUCUCUGGCAGCCUGUGAAGAACAGCCAGCUGGGGCCAGGGCAGAGUGAAGAAGAAGUAGACGAGGGCUUCUGCAGAGAGCUGGAAGUGACCUCAUGUUUGCAGGCCCUGGUCCUCCUGGGAGACUUUAACCAUGCCAAUAUCUUCUGGAGGGGCAACAGAGCAGGGCACAGGCAAUCCAGGAGGUUCCUGGAGAGCAUUGAUGACAACUUCCAGAUACAGGUGACAGGGGAGGCAACAAGGAGAGAUGCUCUGCUGGACCUCAGGUUAACAAAUCUGAUAGCCUUCUAUGGUGGAAUGACUAGCUGGGUACAUGAAGGGAGAGCAGUGGAUGUUCUCUAUCCUGACUUCACACGUUGCACUCUCUCAGACAUUGUCAUAGGUAAGGCUGAUGAAGUAUAG